CACACCCCCAUGUACUUCUUCCUCCUCAACCUCGCCCUCCUCGACCUGGGCUGCAUCUCCACCACUGUCUUCUUGUUUCUAUUCUUCUUUGGAUCAGAGUAUUGCAUUCUCACCAUCAUGUCCUAUGACCGCUACGUUGCCAUCUGCAAGCCCCUGCACUAUGGGACCCUGCUGGGCAGCAGAGCUUGUGCCCGCAUGGCAGCAGCUGCCUGGGGCACUGGGCUCCUUACUUCCCUGCUGCACACUGCCAAUACAUUUUCAGUACCUCUCUGCCAAGGCAAUGCUGUGGAUCAGUUCUUCUGUGAAAUCCCCCAGAUUCUCAAGCUUUCCUGCUCAAAAUCCUAUCUCAGGGAACUUGGGUUACUCGUUUUUAGUGUCUGCUUAUCGUCUGUAUUCUUUGUUUUCAUUGUUGUGUCCUACGUGCAGAUCUUCAGGGCCGUGCUGAGGAUGCCCUCUGAGCAGGGACGGCACAAAGCCUUCUCCACGUGCCUCCCUCACCUGGCCGUGCUUUUCCUGUUUCUCAGCACUGUCAUGUUUGCAUACCUGAAGCCCUUCUCCAUUUCCUCUCCAUUUCUGGAUCUGACAGCGGCACUUCUUUACUCAGUGGUGCCUCCAACACUGAACCCUAUCAUCUACAGUAUGAGGAACAAGGAGAUCAAGCAUGCCCUCAGCAAAGUGUUGCCAUAUGCACUAUUCCGGAUUCAAUAA
Gallus gallus (chicken) is the source of this 708-nucleotide messenger RNA. Its product is annotated as olfactory receptor 14J1-like. Gene Ontology annotation, biological process: G protein-coupled receptor signaling pathway. The annotation marks the transcript as partial. Gene Ontology annotation, molecular function: olfactory receptor activity; G protein-coupled receptor activity. Lineage: Eukaryota; Metazoa; Chordata; Aves; Galliformes; Phasianidae. The record is from RefSeq and is a predicted model, not a curated record. The transcript is spliced from 2 exons. Gene Ontology annotation, cellular component: membrane.